Molecule: messenger RNA, 2809 nt
Organism: Gavialis gangeticus (Gharial)
Lineage: Eukaryota; Metazoa; Chordata; Crocodylia; Gavialidae
Gene: PRXL2C
Product: AhpC/TSA antioxidant enzyme domain containing 1
Exons: 6
Coding region: 16-684 (222 amino acids)
Source: RefSeq, a predicted model, not a curated record
CCUCCGCCGGCUGCCAUGGCCGCCCCGGUCCGGCGGCAGGUCGAGGCCGGGGUCGGGCCCGGGGCUGGGACCGAGGCCGAGGAGCCGGCGGAGCUGCGGGCCGCGGCGCAGUGCCUGGUGCAGGGGGCAGACGCCAGGCGCGUGAGGUUCGGGGCCCUGUUCCGGGCCCGGCGGGCUAUCGUGGUGUUCGUGCGGCAUUUUUUAUGCUACGCCUGUAAAGAGUAUGUAGAAGAUCUGGCAAAAAUCCCCAAGGAUUUUUUACAAGAUGCAAAUGUGAGGCUUAUAGUUAUUGGACAAUCAUCUUACCAUCACAUUAAGCCUUUUUGCAAUUUGACAAGGUAUCCCCAUGAAAUGUAUGUAGAUCCAGACCUGGCGCUUUAUAAAAUACUUGGCAUGAAAAGAGGGGAAGCAGCCACCUCAUCAGCACAAAGCCCUCAUGUGAAAUCCAACUUGCUGUCAGGAAGUAUUAGGAGUAUAUGGAGGGCAAUGACUAGCCCUGCUUUUGAUUUGCAAGGAGAUCCAGCUCAGCAGGGUGGGACUUUGAUUUUAGGCCCAGGUAGCGAAGUCCACUUUUUGCACUUUGACAAAAAUAGGUUGGAUCAUGCUCCCAUUAACACAGUUCUGCAGCUUGCAGGAGUUAAAACAGUAAAUUUCACAAACAAGCCUCAGGUUAUUCAUGUAUGACUCGACAGAGAAAACAGAUUACAAAAGAAACUUGAUUAAAGAAGACAAAUAAUGCUCCAGAGAACUGCCCUGGAUGUCAGUGCUGCUAUGUCCUUGUAGAACGUCUGAUACCACAGGAUUUCAGAGCAUCAAGUAAAUUACCUUGUAGUGAAGAUGAAGAGGAAUCCACUCUGCUGUCAUAUCCAAGAAAGCAAUAAUUAAGACUUACUUGUCCUACCACAAAAAACUUGCUUAUUACUGCCUCACAAAAAUUCUUCCUAGUGCAAUUUAAAAUCUUUGUUCAAAACCAAAGGUACUAACCAAUAUGAAAAUAAUACCCUUAAGAACUUGCUAUGUUCAGGAGAAGCUUGAGAUUUUUGCCUUUCAGCUGCCCAUUUAGAGCUUUUCUCUGGUGACAUAAAAAUUCCAGUACUCUGAAUUUCAUACAUUAAAAUUAUUCAUCCAGAACAACAAGUAUGAAUACAGGGAGGUUGAAAUGAGCUUAUGCUUAUUCCUAUGUACAUUUGACAUUAAAAUAAACACUACUGAAUGCAUUGUUUUACUUUAAAUAAAUAUUGUAAUUACAAAACUGACUGUCUGCAUUUUCCCCUCAUGUAUGGAAUCAAAAUGGUAGUUUAAAAAAAUAGUGGUUUUUCAGGCAUUCCUAAUCAGGUGUCAGUUUAAGAGCAAGUAAAAUUGUAAGCCUUAAUUGUACUCCCUAACAUAGGGCAAAAUCUUCCUUUAUGUGUGCAGCAGGAGGUCUUUGAAGAAAUAGCUCUGUGCAUUAGAAGCAGUAGAGGUAGGAACAGAACAACAUUUGAGCAUAUGGCUGUUUAGAGUCUUUUGUGAACUGAAGGGAUUCUUCUUAAAAGGUCCUCCUGUUUUCAGAAUCCACUGCUUUUGUUGAGAUAGAACAUGCCCUCUUUCAUCCAUAAACUGCAUUUCAUCAUUUUAUAACUAACAUUGGAAAAUAUUUAUAGAGGAGUGUGAACUCACACUCUGCCUGCAAUUUCUGAUCUUUGGCCUCCACUGUAAACUGCUUGUAUUCAUACAUCUCUCACCUGCAAAUUCUUUCUAGAGUUAAGCCUCAGCAAGUAAUGCACUUGGAAAAAAAAGAUUUUUGUUCUACAAAGGCCCGGCACCUGCAUAUAUUAAGGUCAUUGGCAGGCCCAGAACAAACUCGUGGUUCAGCAUCAUUAAAACAUGUUUGAAAUUAAAUUAAGUGUUCAUUGAAAAUACAAAACUUAAUUUAGAGAAAUAAUGAUAGUGAGCAAUCCAGUUACCCUAAGGGGAUUUUAUCUCUGCAGAUGUAAGCAUCUUGUUCAUUUAAAAAAUAUAUAUAUUUAUAGCAACUGCUUAGAGAGAGACUGCUUAGAGAGCAACUGCUUAGAGACAGCAUUUAUUCAAAUGCUUAGAGAGACUUAAUUUGAUUAAAUUGUUGCUAGAUCAGUGAUUUUCAAGCUUCUCAAAGUCAUAGAACCCUUUUAUUUCACUACUUCUGCUGCAAAACCCCUACCCCUGUCCUAAAGACUGAGGCAGAAUCAGGAAGCCUGGCAAAGGCAGUGCAUUGCCUCCCAACCCAUUCCACCAUUACCCCCCAGUCUCUUUGCAAAACCCCUGAAGACCUCUCAUGGAAUCUCAGGGUUCCCCAGAACAGGUUGAAAACUGCUGUGCUAGAUUUUUACUCUGAACACUGCACACCCCACAGGGGGAACAAAUGUAGUUAUGUACUAACUUUGAGCUCUCAUGAUCCUGGGGCCCAUUCUGGCAGCUGAGAAUUGUCAUGGAAUAAGAAUGUUCCAGCCUCAUUUCCUUUUCUUUCAGCAGCACCUCCUAAAGCCAGGAGUGGAAGGCUGUUUUCAUUCAUCCUGAUGGCAUUUGCCUACCUGAAGAAAGUUCUGAUAGGACUAGUUAUACUGGGUUUUCAGCUGCUUUAUGUUGUCAGGAUAUAAAAAAGCAGCUGUUUCAGACCCAGGAAUUAGUUCUCAUGUAUGCUAUACAAAUAUACCCUUGUCUGUGUCACAAUUAAUAUUUUAGUAUUUGGGGAAGCCAUAUUCAGUAUCUAAUUUACUUGUCACUUUUUCUGCUUUCUGUUUACUUUUUGUGUUAUCACCAUUACGAUGAAACAGGGUUUAGUUUCACUUUU